Molecule: messenger RNA, 1215 nt
Organism: Tetrahymena thermophila SB210
Lineage: Eukaryota; Ciliophora; Oligohymenophorea; Hymenostomatida; Tetrahymenidae
Exons: 1
Source: RefSeq, a predicted model, not a curated record
CGCUCUCAAAUAAAAAUUAAUUAAGUAACUUGCUAUAGUAGGAAAUAAACAAAUUUAAUAUAAUAUAAUAGGUUAAUUUAACUAAAAAUGAUAGUUGUUAAUAAAUAGGCUAACUCAAAUGUAACUUAGACUACUGUCCGUAAUUUUUAUCCAAAGAAUCCUCCUAAAUCAGCAGCUUCUCAUUCAACAAUGACUUAUUCAAAUGAUAAUUUGUUUAAAAGCUAGCAUGUUUAUUCUCCUCAUAAUUAAUUUAGUUAAUCAACAACUCCGAAUGCAAAAAAUUUUAAAAUUGAAGAAUACAGCAGUGCAUAUGGAACUCCUAAGUAUUCAAUAAAUUAAUCUAAAUCCUAAAAAGUAUUUCAUAAUACAGCUUAAUCCUUCUUCAAACCAUAAUAAAAUGAGUUAAGUGUUUCACAGUCUUAACAUCAACUUACUUUUAGUCAAAAUUUUAAUAACAUAAGUAGUAAAAAGUAAACUGAGGAAGGAGACAAAGAGAAAUUGCUAGAUGCAAAGAAAGUAAGACAGCAAACUGAAAUGAAUGUAAAUUUGCUGAAGAAUAGAAUACAUCUGCUGGAGUUAAAAGAAAAAGAAACUGUGAAUAAAAUGAUCUAAACGUAAAAGAAAACUAUUGACAUUAUUAUGAAUAAAACAAGUCACUAAUAAAAAAUUCAGAAAAAGUAAGAAUCCCUUCUAAAAGAGCAAGAAGAGUUGAUAAGAAAAUAAAUGGAAGUAAAAAUAUUGAGAGAAUAAAAAAAAACAAAAGAUGAAAUAUUGAAGUAAAAAAGAGUUCAAUCUGCCUAGCUUCAAGCUAAAAGGAUAAAAGAUCUUAAAAGUUUAUAUUCUACACAUUUACAAUACAUGCAAGAAGAAAUGUGGUUAAGGAAUGCUUAAAGCUACGAAACUGUCAAGCUCCAAGAAAAAGAAUAAGAAAUGAAGCGUAAAUAACUUGAGGAUAGUAAGAAAAAUCUGGCUCACCAAUUAUACAAAAACAGAUGUAAGUAGGAGAUUUCAAAAAAAGCUUAAAACGAAAUGUAAUAUUUAGAACUUGAACGCAAAGAAUAAGAGUUAUUAAAAAAGCUUGAAGCUUCUUAAAAUUUAUAAUAUUUAGCAUUUACUGAACUACAAAAAGCUCUUAGUCCUUAACAUGGUUAAAGCAUUUCAAAUAAUUCCAGUACUAACUUCAAAUAGAGCACUCAUAAUUAUUACAUUGAAUGA